Molecule: messenger RNA, 2156 nt
Organism: Triticum dicoccoides
Lineage: Eukaryota; Viridiplantae; Streptophyta; Magnoliopsida; Poales; Poaceae
Product: aarF domain-containing protein kinase 1-like
Exons: 16
Coding region: 20-1714 (564 amino acids)
Biological process (GO): protein phosphorylation
Molecular function (GO): protein kinase activity; ATP binding
Source: RefSeq, a predicted model, not a curated record
UGGAUCCAAAACGCUCCGGAUGCCCCUGACCUGGGUCUCCUCCUUUUCCAACGUCCUCGAAUCCAAGCUACCCGCCCAAAGGGGCAAACCCAUAAUAACCCCCUACUGCACGCCCAAAUGCUCCGCCGCCGCCGCGCCCCGCUCCUCCUCGCGGCCGCGGCGGGCGCGGCGCUGGCGGCCACGUCCACCGCCUCCCCUUCCACCGACGGCCUCGGCGCUCCCUCCACGCUCCACGGCGUCGCCCGCUCCUCCCGCGCCAUUUACACGAUUGGCUUCGUGGUCCUGGACUACAAAUACUCGCUGCGGGGGCUGGUUCCUGGGUCGGCAGAUUACCGGGGUUCACUUGAGGUCAGCAAAAAAGCUACUUAGACUAUGUAAAGUGAACAGAGGAUUUUAUGUAAAAGCUGGUCAGUUUGUUUCAUCACUAAGACAAGUACCAAAGGAGUACAUAUCUACUCUCUCCUGCCUGCAGGAUCAGGCAACUCCAUGCAAAUAUCAAGAUAUCAAAAUAGUGAUUGAACAAAAUUUUGGCAAGGAUUUACAUGACAUAUUCCUGGAAUUUGAUGAACAUCCGAUCGCUGCUGCAUCAAUUGCUCAGGUUCAUCGAGGUCGGUUGAAUAAUAAUCAGGAAGUAGCUGUAAAGGUUCAGUAUCCUGGGUUGGAGCGGCGAAUGAAGCUAGACAUAAUGACUAUGUCUCUCUUGUCAAAAUAUGUCUCUUUGAUCUUUCCUGAUUAUAGGUUUGAGAAAAUAUUACUUGAAUUUGAGAGAACCAUGUCAAUGGAACUGGAUUUUACCCAAGAAGCUAAGAAUUCCGAGAGAACUGCAAGAUGCUUCAGGAAAAAUGAUGUUGUCAAAAUACCUCAUGUGUUUUGGGAACUGACAACCAAGGAGGUCUUAACAAUGGAAUUUUGUACCGGCCACAAGGUUGAUGACUUGGACUUCCUAAGGAAGGCAGAUAUCAGCCCAACAAAGGUAGCUAAAGCAUUAAUCGAACUGUUUGGUGAAAUGAUAUUUAUACAUGGUUUUGUUCAUGGUGAUCCUCAUCCUGGAAACAUAUUGGUUUCUCCUCGAGGCCAAGGGAGAUUUUCAUUAGUUUUGUUGGAUCAUGGCAUUUAUAAAGAAUUGGACCCAAAGUUUAGACUGGACUAUUGUAAGCUGUGGAAAGCAUUGAUAUCGCUGGAUGUGCCAAAAAUUCUGGAGUUAGGUGAACAGUUUGGUGUCGGAAAAUAUGCAAAGUACUUCCCUUUAAUAUUCACUGGAAGGACUAUAUACAGCAAAUCAGCUCUUGGAACACAAGUAUCUGGUGAAGAGAAGACACGUAUAAAGCAAGACUUGAGCUCUCUUGGAAUGGAUGAUAUAUCUUCAUUUAUGGAAUCCUUGCCGCCUGACUUUCUGGUCAUACUUCGAACAGAUGGACUAUUGAGGUCCAUUUUAGGGAAUCUAGGGGCCCCACGUCAUGUUCGACUUCUUGCUUAUGCAAAGUGUGCCAUAUAUGGCCAUGAGGAACAGUCCAGAUUGGAGUCUGGUGCAAUCAACCGUCUAUCGUUGCGAGUCAAAACAAGCAUCAGCUAUCUCCAUCUGAGGAUACUCAUUGAACUAGCGAGGUUGUUGGUGCAGUUUAUUGACUACAAGCAUAAGAUCAAGGACAAAUUGAGUUGGAUGCUCCUGAAGAUAAGUCGAGAUGUUUUGGGUUGGUACAAACCUCUGAUGUGAUGUCCUGCAGCUGAACAAGUUUGGCAAAUGGGGGGCAGGAAGCAGGUCGUGCACGUCUGAAGGGAACUCGCAGCUGGAUUCAGCAAAUUGUACAAUUACUACCUCCAUACCAAAAUAUAAGACGUUCUUGUAGGCUAAAUACGGAGGUAAUAGAUGGCUGGACGCUGAUGCUACUAAGUUUGUGUUGACUUCUACUUUUAUGUACAUGUGGUCCACAUAUAUACUCUGCUAGAAAUUUAGAUGUUUAUCAGGAGUAGUACCCUGUGUCAGUGUCACCCUUUUUUUUUCUGCGGGGGAGUGUCACAGAGAGAAUUCACAUGUCCCUCAAGAAAAAAAAAGAAUUCACAUGCACGUACAGUCUACCUGUUAUGUUUGACUCGGAGUGGUAAGUAUCAUGUCAGUGAUUAUUGUUACCUCAAAAUUUUUAUUGUUUUUAAAUUUA